This is a messenger RNA of Penicillium cinerascens, 2238 nucleotides long. RefSeq lists its product as uncharacterized. Lineage: Eukaryota; Fungi; Ascomycota; Eurotiomycetes; Eurotiales; Aspergillaceae. The coding region runs from base 1 to 2238 and encodes 745 amino acids. The transcript has a single exon. The record is from RefSeq and is a predicted model, not a curated record. Gene Ontology annotation, molecular function: phosphatidylinositol binding.
AUGUCUCAAUCUACUUGGGAAAAGACAAAGCGCUAUUCGAAAAAGGGUUUCGACAAAGCAUGGGACACCGUCGAUAAAUUGGGCGCUCCCGUCAACCGUCUCUCCAACCGCUUGGGCGCGGAGGCCUUCUGGCCCAUGGCCAUCGAUAAAGAAAGCGACAAGGCGGCGCGCAUUCUACGCAGUUUCGUCAAAGAUGGCUUCUAUGCCCCCGAAGCCGAAGCCGGUACCGAUGAGCAGGGCAAAAUCAAUCGCCCCAAGGGCAAACAGAGGGUCAUCAAAAAGAUCCCUUCGAAAGUUAUCAAGAACGCCAAGGGUCUCGCCAUUUUCACCACCAUGCGAACCGGUCUUUGGAUCAGUGGCUCCGGAGGCAGCGGUGUACUCCUCGGUCGUAUCCCCGAGACUGGCGAAUGGAGUCCGCCGUCGGGCAUUAUGCUGCACACGGCUGGUAUCGGCUUCCUGGCCGGAGUGGAUAUCUAUGACUGUGUCGUCGUUAUUAAUACAUACGAAGCGCUCGAUGCAUUCAAGAAAGUGCGAUGCACUCUCGGUGGAGAGGUCAGCGCCGCCGCCGGCCCCGUUGGUAUGGGAGGCGUACUCGACUCGGAAGUUCACAAGCGACAGGCACCCAUCUGGACAUACAUGAAGAGCAAGGGCCUCUACGCCGGCGUUGCCGUGGAUGGAACCAUCGUCAUCGAACGUACCGACGAGAAUGAGAAGUUCUACGGCGAGCGAAUCUCCGUCACCGACAUCCUGGCCGGCAAAGUCCGACACCCGCCCGAUUCGAUCAAGACCCUCCACCAGACCAUCAAAGCAGCGCAGGGCGACUUGGAUGUCGACGAAAAAUUGGUGGCUCCUGCCGGUGAGACGCCCGGCGACAUGGACGUUGCGGCUGAAGACGAGCAGACCUUUGGUGUUCCCGACGCAGAAGAUCCGGACCCGUACGGAGUGAAAGCGCUGGAGGCUGAGGGCAUGUUCAUCCGGGAGGCCGGCACCAAGGUGAGGCCAAGUCAUGAUAUUUUUGAGUUCCGGCCCAAUCCGACCAGCCCGGUGUUCGCCACGUUCUCGCGGCGCAGUGCCGAUAGCUCGCCGCGGAAUAGCUGGCGGACUAGUGUGCAGAGCCACGCUUAUUCUGAUCGUGGUACUCAAACCGAUGACGCUCCGCUAACUGUCGCCACGUCAGUAAGCCGACUUUCUUCGCAGAGCGCGAGGGAAUCGAUGGGUAGUCGUACGCCGAACCGGUGGGAGGACGAUGCGCAUUGGGAUAAUGUACCGAUUCAUGGUGGUGAGGAAGAAAAGGAAGACGCGAGAGAUUUCAAUGGACCCGCCGAGGAGGAACAAGAAGGGGAAGAAAAACAUGCCGAUGAUUACGAUGACGACUUCGAGGUUCACGAGGUGACCAAUGCGACUGUUACCAAGCAGAAGAUCUCUCCGGAGGAAGAAGUCAACCCAGUCGAGUCCAAGCGCAUGUCUCCUACAUUCACUCGCGCUCGUCUGGUUUCUAUCCCCAAACGUACCCCUCCACCCCUGCCCCCGCGUCAUCCACGACACACCUGGGGCUCUGGUUCCAGCCGUGCCUCUACAUCGCCGACUGCUCUUUCGCAAUCUAGCCGCAGCACCGAGCAGACUGAAGCAGCCAUCGAGCCAGUUGAGUCCCCCGAGCAGGCCACCGAGUCUGCUGCUCUGCCUUCGAACGUGAAGGUCCUCCAGACGAACACCAUUCUCCCUGUUGUCGUGGAUGAGGAUGAUCUGGAGUCGGACUCUGAACUGCCUGUGGAUAAAGAUGAAUUCAUGUCGGCCAAUGGCGACCACGAGGACAGCAUUGAAGAGAACGCUCUGACCGAGGAGCUCACUCCAACGGAAAAAAUUGCUGCUACGGAGACCGAGGAAGAGGAAACUGAGCGCAAAGAGUCGGUCCUGCCGGACUCUGUGAUCGAGUCGAAGAUUGCGCCAGAGACAGCGGAAGAGGAAGCUGAGCGCAAAGAGUCGGCCCUGCCAGACUUUGAUACCGAGUCGAAGAUUGCGCCAGAGACAGCGGAAGAGGUGCCAAAGAUCGAAGAAGCUCUGACAUCGCUUGAUCUCUCCGACAAGUCCCCAGAGGCUCUAGCGCCGCUCGGUCUCGAAGAAAAGAGUGACGAGACUAAGAUCGAAUUGAAGGAUGAAGAGGCUGAAACCGACAAGAAGCAUCUCAAUGUCGAGCACAACGACACCAAGCCUGAGAAUAUCAGCCCUCUCCAUAUUUAG